Saccoglossus kowalevskii is the source of this 666-nucleotide messenger RNA. Its product is annotated as prolyl-tRNA synthetase associated domain-containing protein 1-like. Gene Ontology annotation, molecular function: aminoacyl-tRNA deacylase activity. The record is from RefSeq and is a predicted model, not a curated record. NCBI's taxonomy places the organism in Eukaryota, Metazoa, Hemichordata, Enteropneusta, Harrimaniidae.
UUGAUGUCUUAACUAAAGACAAUAUUGUUGCUGUUGUACUUGUCUGUUGAAUAUGGCGGAAGUUGAGAUUCCAUCAACGUCUCCAGAUAAUAGAAAAAUGGCAGGAAAAGAAGAGAUAAUCGACGAACUGAAAAGACAGGGGUAUGACAUAGAGGUUUUUGAGCACCCUGAGGUAUUCACUGUGGAAACUAUGAUGCCUUAUGUUGGACACCUUCCCGGAGUACACACCAAGAACUUCUUCCUUAAAGAUAAGAAGAAAAAAGGAUUAUGGUUGAUGACUGUCAAACACGACAGAGAAGUCAAUUUGGGAAAGAUUUCGAAGGAAGUGGGUGCACCUGGAGGGCUUCGCUUUGCUGAUGAAUCCAUUAUGCUCGACAAGAUUGGUGUGGGUCAAGGUUGUGUUACACCUAUUGCACUAUAUAACGAUAAGAACAAAGAUGUGAAGUUCAUUUUAGAUAGUGAUAUUAUCAACGGCGGACAUGAACGCAUGUACUGUCAUCCCAUGGUUAAUUCAGCUACAAUUGGGAUCAAACCUGAAGAUUUUAAGUCUUUUAUUGAAUCCACUGGGCACUCACCAAUUUUACUGAACUUUUAAUAAUUUUAUAAUCUCUAAACGACCAGUACCAGUAGUUUUCUUGUAAUAAAUAAUAUUUAAUUUCUUACAAA